Leptosia nina is the source of this 4161-nucleotide messenger RNA. The record is from the annotation of a GenBank genome assembly. NCBI's taxonomy places the organism in Eukaryota, Metazoa, Arthropoda, Insecta, Lepidoptera, Pieridae.
AUGCCUAAAGAACAAUAUCGCGAAACAUAUGUCGGUAGGAAGAUUUCUCAUGUAACUUUCAAUGUAGAUAGUCCUUCUGAUAUACAACUAGCUGCCCAUAUUCAAGUUAUUACUAAGAAUUUAUACAGACAAGAUGGGCAAAGGGUGCCUGCCUCUUAUGGAGUUCUGGAUCGGAGAAUGGGUACUAAUCAAAAAGACGCAAACUGUGAAACAUGUGGUCUUGGAUUGGCAGAUUGUGUAGGCCAUUAUGGUUACAUAGAACUGGCUCUGCCUGUAUUCCAUGUGGGAUACUUUAGAUCAAUAAUAACAAUACUGCAAACUAUAUGUAAGACGUGUGCAAAAGUUAUGUUGACAGAUGCACUAAAAAAAUCAUACCGCCGUAAAUUCAUGAACCCAGAAAUUUCCUAUUUGCAUAAGAAAAAUCUUCGGGCAGCCGUCUUAAAGAAAGCAAAGACCUGCACUAAAUGUCCACAUUGUGAAGCAUUAAACGGAGUGGUUAAGAAGAGUUCUGCUGGUAUUUUAAAAAUAACUCAUGAUAAGUACAGAUCUAAGAAACCUACCGAUCCAUUAGUUAGGAGUGUUCUAAGCGAGUUCAAUGAAGCAAAAGAAGCCAAUAAAGAAAUUGUAGGAUUAGUUAACAGCGGAUUGAUAAUAGAAUUAAACCCAUUAGAGGUACAAAGCUUGUUCCGUCGUAUACCUGAUGAAGAUGUUCCGCUACUGGGGAUGUGUGUAAAAAGUACGCGACCUGAAGACCUGAUUCUUACAAGAUUGCCGGUUCCACCAUUGUGUAUUAGACCUAGUGUUGCUUCAGACAUGAAGGCUGGAACGAAUGAAGACGAUCUCACAAUGAAACAAUCCGAGAUCCUGCUCAUCAAUGACGUUAUCGCCCGUCACGUAGCCAGCGGAGGCAAAAGUGAGAUGGUGCAAGAGGACUGGGACUACCUUCAGCUUCAUUGCGCUCUGUAUAUCAAUAGCGAAAUGUCGGGCAUACCAUUGUCUAUGCAGCCGAAGAAACCAGGACGAGGUUUGGUUCAACGUUUAAAGGGAAAACAGGGUCGAUUUCGUGGUAAUCUCUCGGGGAAACGAGUUGACUUUUCCAGCAGAACUGUAAUCUCACCAGACCCUAAUUUGCAAAUUCAAGAGGUUGGCGUACCUGUCCACGUGGCUAAAAUUCUCACCUACCCAGAACGGGUAUUCCCCGCUAACUUGCAAUGGCUGCGGAAGCUUGUCUGCAACGGCCCGGACGUUCAUCCGGGUGCAAACUACGUGCAGCAACGCGGCCAUAGCCAUAAAAAGUUCUUGAAGUACGGCAAUAGAGAGAAGAUCGCUCAAGAAUUAAAAUGUGGAGAUGUUGUAGAGCGACAUCUAGUGGACGGUGAUGUCGUGUUAUUCAACAGACAGCCGUCGUUGCACAAAUUGUCUAUUAUGUGUCAUCGAGCACGAGUACAGCCGCAAAGGACGUUUAGGUUUAACGAAUGUGUAUGUACACCUUAUAAUGCUGAUUUCGAUGGGGACGAAAUGAACAUGCAUUUGCCUCAAACUGAGGAAGCGAGAGCUGAAGCGUUAAUUUUAAUGGGAAACAAAUCAAAUUUAGUAACGCCACGUAACGGAGAGCUUCUAAUAGCUGCUACACAGGACUUUAUAACCGGUGGAUACCUUAUUACGCAAAGGGACACUUUUCUUACGAAGCCUGAGGCGCAGCAAUUGGCAAGCUGCCUUUUAGCUGGUCCUGAUUCCAAUAUGAGAAUAGAUAUGCCACCACCGGCUAUUUUAAAACCAAGAAAACUUUGGACAGGGAAGCAAAUAUUCAGCUUAAUAAUGAGACCUAACAAAAAUUGCGACGUGAACGCAAACUUGGAGACGAAAGGCAAAAAUUAUACGGGAAAUAAAGAUAUGUGUGUACAGGAUUCAUAUGUUAUUAUUCGAAAUUCUGAGUUGUUAUGUGGUUCAAUGGAUAAGAGCACAUUAGGUUCAGGAACUAAAACCAGUAUAUUUUAUAUUCUACUACGAGAUUGGGGCGAAGAAUACGCAGUUAGAGGGAUGUGGAGGUUAGCACGCAUGGCUUCAUAUUACAUGAUGAAUCGCGGCUUCAGUUUUGGUAUUAUUGAUGUGACACCCGGGAAAAAACUGAUCGAAGCCAAAAAUAAAUUACUUGAGUCUGGUUAUUCGAAAUGUGACGGCUAUAUCUUAGAAAUGGAGAAGGGUACACUGCAAUGCCAACCUGGUUGUAGUAUGGAAGAAACUCUGGAGGCUGUAAUGCUGAGUGAACUUAGCAGCAUCAGAGAGUUAGCUGCCAAAGCAUGCUUCAGAGAAUUACAUCCAACUAAUGCUCCACUUAUAAUGGCUCAAAGUGGAUCUAAAGGUUCCAACAUUAACAUAUCUCAAAUGAUCGCAUGUGUCGGGCAACAAGCUCUUAACGGUAAACGUGUACCCAACGGGUUUGAGGACAGAUCACUGCCGCAUUUUGAAAGACAUUCGAAGAUCCCAGCAGCGCGUGGUUUCGUCGAGAACAGUUUUUACACCGGUCUGACUCCAACUGAAUUCUUCUUUCACACAAUGGGAGGUAGGGAAGGUCUUGUAGAUACAGCCGUUAAGACUGCCGAGACCGGGUACUUGCAAAGGCGACUUGUUAAGUCACUAGAAGACCUGGUUCUUCAUUACGAUAUGACUGUUCGCAAUGCGACGAGCGAAGUUAUACAAUUUCAAUAUGGCAGUGAUGGUUUAGACCCGAGUUAUAUGGAGGGCAAAGAUAGGCCAGUGGACUUGCCUCGCGUGUUGGCUGAUGUACGGGCACAAUGUUUAGAUAGGGACGAGGAGCCAUUAGAUGGCGACGGAAUAUUGGUUGCAGCAGAAGAAACCCUUGCGUUAGAUGAUUUUAAAACUUGCACGCCGGAGUUCAAAACUGAAUUAAUAACUUUCUUAAAAACAAUAGCGGAAAAAGUUCGCAUCCUGCGCGCGAAGUACGCUUCCUGCGGGCUGGUAUCGAAGCAGCUGGAACGAUUGACGUUAACGCAAUUAGUGCGUUUCUUGCGUGUGUGCCAUGACAAGUAUCAACGAAGUGUAAUCGAACCUGGAACAGCUGUUGGAGCACUGGCAGCGCAGAGUAUCGGUGAGCCAGGCACCCAAAUGACGUUAAAAACGUUCCAUUUCGCCGGAGUAGCAUCAAUGAACAUUACCCAAGGUGUCCCGCGAGUUAAGGAAAUCAUCAAUGCUUCUAAGAAUAUUUCUACUCCCAUAAUAACAGCUGAACUUACUCAACCAUACGACCAAGAAUUCGCUAGGAGAGUUAAAGGGCGAGUAGAGAAAACGACAUUAGGAGAGAUAACUCACUCAAUUGAAGAAGUAUAUCUACCAACAUCCUGUUUCCUUCUUAUAAGAUUAGAUGCGGAAAGAAUUCGUCUGCUAUGCCUUGAAGUCAAUGUACAUUCUAUAGUUUAUUCUAUAUGCACGUCGAAGUUAAAGAUAAAACCGAGUAACAUAGAAGCGGUAUCAGAAUGGGCUAUUAAAGUUUAUGCAGAGCCCGCAAAACAUAGCGGAUGGCUAAACAUGGCGCUGCUCCAAUUAACGCGUCUACUACCCUCCGUUAUAGUGAAAGGCUUGCCUAAAGUUUCCAGGGCGGUCAUCGCUUGUGAUGAUACUGGUAGCACUACUAAGUACAAAUUGUGCGUAGAAGGUGACGGCUUGAGAGACGUCAUAGCUACACAUGGCGUGGACGGGAGAAAGACGACAUCAAACAAUAUUUUAGAGGUCUUCCAAACAUUAGGUAUUGAAGCCGCAGUAUCGACUAUUAUAAGCGAAAUCCAAGGAGUCAUGGCGGGUCACGGUAUGUCCGUAGAUCGGCGUCACGUGGCGCUACUAGCGGCCCAGAUGUGCGCACGCGGCGAGGUACUGGGUAUAACUCGGUACGGUCUCGCUAAGAUGAAGGAUUCGGUGCUUAAUUUGGCUAGUUUUGAGAAAACGGCCGAUCAUUUAUUCGACGCAGCGUACUACGGACAACGAGAUAGCAUAGAAGGAGUUUCAGAGUGUAUUAUUUUAGGCGUGCCGGCUGCUAUCGGUACUGGUUUGCUGCAAUUGCUGCACAAACAUGACCAUCAGCAGCAGUCUACGACCAAAUCGCUGCUGUUUGAUUCGCCUGACUUACACAAAUCUAUAUGGGAAUAG